AGAUUAUCAUGAAGAAGAAAGAAUUUGGAAGCUCUCUAAUGAACUUUUUGAUUGUAUUGGUUCAGCGUUUAAUGAAAAAGGUUGCAUGCAGUGUCCUAAUUGCCGAGGAGUUGAGGAUGGAGACUGGAGAUUUCAUGAUGUCCAUAUUUCAUUUGAAUAUGCAGUUCUACAGAUAAUUCGGGGACUCAAUGAUGAAGUCAACUCUGGCAUGGUAAUUGCGUCUUUAUGGUCUGAUACUGAGUCGGCUGGAGCAGUUUCCCAGAAUGCAUCUGCACCAGUUCAGUUGCCGACACUUGAGCAAGAAGAAUCCUCGAGGACAGCUGAAAAUCGCGGUCUCCAGCUUGAACCGAUGUCACCAGAUCUUCCACCGCACGAGCCUUCGGAAUACUUCACGCGUCUUUUGCAGGCUCCUUCGCCUAUUCCUGACUUGAAUGAUAUCCCCGGACCAUCAUCUACCACCCAGAAUACGGGGACUUCGCCUGCUGCUCGUGUCCGUCGUCUUCCUUAUCUGCGGAGGAACAUGGCACGCAGGUUUGGUCGUGGUUUCGGGUCAGAUGGUUUGCAAGGGGCCUUUCCGCUCAAUCACCAGACUCUGGACCGGGAGCGGGUGAUGCGAUUCCCCUCUAACUCUUCAUCAAUGAAUACUCCAUACGGAACGGGCGCUCAAUCAACAACUGGUGUUAGACCAGCAGGCCCCGGCUCCCAACUGUUCCAUCGGCACGGUGAACGUCGAGCAUAUGCCGAUGCGAUGGGUCGCCAGAGGUAUCAGCAUGCGUUUGAUGGGCAAUCAGCCGCUUCGGUCGAGGUGAGGUAUAACUGGUAUCUGAAUGGUCGGAGGACCCGAUUUCGUCGAGGAAACGGUGCAGGGAGGCGAGGACCGCGAAACCAACCAGAUCAGAGACCCAGCUCAUCGAAUCAACAUGAUGGCUCCCCAAGAAUGAGAAGAUUUUUUUGAGUGCAACUCGGGGCAUGAGAAGUGGCUAAUUCUGUUUUUAUGGUAUUCAUAUAUAGCAGUCUUCUCAAGAUUUUACAUGUUCUGUUCGUGGUUGUUGGUCAAUUAGGACGUUUUCAUGCGAAGUGGAAUAAUUGCUAAAGUGGAACGUGUUUUUUUUUUUUUUUUUUUUUUUUUUGCUAGUGGGAUAUUUUGGUGGAAUAAAUAGAAACAAUUUCGUGAAGCGGGAUAUUUUAAUAAAAUAA
This is a messenger RNA of Asparagus officinalis (garden asparagus), 1197 nucleotides long. RefSeq lists its product as uncharacterized. The coding region runs from base 86 to 955 and encodes 289 amino acids. Lineage: Eukaryota; Viridiplantae; Streptophyta; Magnoliopsida; Asparagales; Asparagaceae. The transcript has 7 exons. The record is from RefSeq and is a predicted model, not a curated record.